AUGAAGUUCACUACCGCCAUUACAACUGCCGUACUGGCAACUGGUGCCCUUGCGGCUCCUCGCCCUGGACUCGCUGAGCGCCUGGAAGCUCGCGGUGUUCUGACUCGCCAGUCUAUCCCAGCUCACAAGUUUGACAACUCCGGCGAGGAAAAUGGUGUCCUGCUCAAGGAGGGAAGCAACAGCGCCGAUGUCCAGUAUAGCAAGAAUUGGGCAGGCGUUGUUCGUGAGCAGCCACCUGCCAGUGGUGUCUAUACUGAAGUAUCGGCAACCUUCACCGUGCCUGACCCCACGGCCACCGAUGACUCGGGCGAUACCCAAGCCGCUUCAGCUUGGGUUGGCAUCGACGGUGACACCUACACCAACGCCAUUUUGCAGACCGGCAUUGACGCCUACAUCUCCAAUGGGCAAAAAUCAUAUGAUGCAUGGUACGAAUGGUACCCCAAUGCGGCCGAGAAUUUCAACAUCGACCUCACAGCUGGCGACGUGAUCGUUGCCACAGUCAACUCUUCCUCGCCCAGCAAGGGUGUUGCCAUUAUCGAGAACAAGUCAACUGGGAAGAGUGUGACCAAGUCGCUUUCUGCUCCUUCUUCAUCUGCCACUCUUGGUGGACAGAAUGCCGAGUGGAUCGUCGAGGACUUCAAUUCUGGUAAUUCCAUGGUCCCCCUGGCCAACUUUGGUCAGGUCGUAUUUACUGGUGCCCAGGCCAAGGGAUCGGAUGGAGCGUAUGGUGUGAAUAAUGCCGCGGUUCUGGAAAUCCAGCAAAACGGCCAGCUACUUGCCGAUGUUCAGAUCCAGAGCGACACCCAGUUUACCGUUACUUAUCAGUAA
Penicillium subrubescens is the source of this 828-nucleotide messenger RNA. RefSeq names its product A4/G1 family peptidase. Gene Ontology annotation, biological process: proteolysis. The record is from RefSeq and is a predicted model, not a curated record. Bases 1 to 828 code for a protein of 275 amino acids. The transcript has a single exon. NCBI's taxonomy places the organism in Eukaryota, Fungi, Ascomycota, Eurotiomycetes, Eurotiales, Aspergillaceae. Gene Ontology annotation, molecular function: glutamic-type endopeptidase activity.